UCGCGCGGGUGCGGGGCGCCGAGAGCCGCGGGCGGGUCCCGGCCGAGCGCCUGGCCGCGGCGUCCGUCUGAGGGAGCCGGCCCUGAGCUGCGGCCGCCGAGCGGGGAGCUCUUCUCGAGGCGCCGAAGCGCCGGAGCCUGGAAGGCACAGGAUUGUUGUUGCCUGUGAAAUAGGGCUUUGAAUAUCUAAGAAUUCAACAAUUUUCUUUGAAAUUUCCAAAAGCUGAACAAAAGAAAUGGAGCAAGAGCCACGAGAUGGAGAACCUGCUGAAGUUAAGAUCAUCAAAGAAGCAUACAAGAAGGCCUUUUCAUUUGUUAAUAAGGGACUGAAUACAGAUGAGUUAGGUCAGAAGGAAGAAGCAAAGAACUACUAUAAGCAAGGAAUAGGAUACUUGCUCAGAGGAAUCAGCGUUUCAUCAUCAGAUCCUGAACAGAUAGGUCCUGGGUGGGAAUCUGCUAGACAGAUGCAGCAGAAAAUGAAAGAAACACUACAGAAUGUACGUACCAGGUUGGAAAUUCUAGAAAAGGGUCUUGGCACUUCUCUGCGGAAUGAUCUUCAGGAGGUGCCCAAGUUAUAUCCAGAAUUUCCACCAAAAGACAUGUCUGAAAAGUCACUGGAGCCUCAGUCCUUUAGUUCACCUCCUCAGCACAGUGAAGUAAAUGGAAAUACUUCAGUUACAAGUACAGAGUCAGUUUCCGCACCUAGUGCUUUAUCCUUCCCAUCUCACGGUCACCCAUCAGAAGCGCCUCCUGCCUAUACUCCUCAGGCUGCUGAGGGCCACUACACUGUCUCCUAUGGAACAGAAUCUGGAGAGUUUUCAUCAGUUGGGGAAAACUUUUACAGGAAUCAUUCUCAGCCACCUCCUCUUGAGACCUUAGGGCUAGAUGCAGAUGAGUUGAUUUUGAUACCAAAUGGAGUACAGAUUUUUUUUGUAAAUCCUGCAGGGGAGGUUAGUGCACCUUCAUAUCCUGGGUACCUUCGAAUCGUGAGGUUCUUGGAUAAUUCUCUUGAUACAGUUCUAAACCGUCCUCCUGGGUUUCUUCAGGUUUGUGACUGGUUGUAUCCUCUAGUUCCUGAUAGAUCUCCAGUUCUUAAAUGUACUAUAGGAGCCUACAUGUUUCCUGAUACAAUGUUACAAGCAUCAGGAUGCUUUGUGGGGGUCGUCUUGUCUUCUGAGUUACCGGAAGAUGACAGAGAACUCUUCGAGGAUCUAUUAAGACAAAUGUCUGACCUUCGGCUCCAGGCUAAUUGGGACCGGGCAGAAGGAGAAAAUGAAUUCCAAAUUCCUGGGAGAUCAAGGUGCCCCUCUGACCAAUUGAAAGAAGCCAGUGGCACUGAUGUGAGACAGUUGGACCAAGGCAAUAAGGAUGUGCGUCAUAAAGGAAAACGGGGGAAAAAGGCCAAAGGUACUUCAAAUGAAGACGUUAAUCUGAGUCACACUGUACCCUGCGAGCCUGUUUCAGAAGAAAAAACGAAGGAAUUACCUGAAUGGAGUGAGAAAGUGGCUCAAAACAUCUUGUCAGGUGCUUCCUGGGUGAGUUGGGGUUUAGUCAAAGGUGCUGAAUUUACUGGCAAAGCCAUCCAGAAAGGUGCUUCUAAACUCCGAGAACGGAUUCAACCAGAAGAAAAACCAGUGGAAGUUAGUCCAGCUGUGACCAAGGGACUUUAUAUAGCAAAGCAGGCUACCGGAGGAGCAGCAAAAGUCAGCCAGUUCCUGGUUGAUGGAGUUUGUACUGUAGCAAAUUGUGUUGGAAAGGAGUUAGCUCCACAUGUCAAGAAGCAUGGAAGCAAACUUGUUCCAGAAUCUCUUAAAAAAGACAGAAAUGGGAAGUCUACACUGGAUGGUGCUAUGGUUGUAGCAGCAAGUAGUGUUCAAGGAUUUUCAACUGUCUGGCAGGGAUUGGAAUGUGCAGCUAAAUGCAUUGUUAACAAUGUUUCAGCAGAAACUGUACAAACUGUCAGAUACAAAUAUGGGCAUACUGCAGGAGAAGCUACACACAAUGCAGUAGAUUCUGCCAUCAAUGUUGGUGUAACUGCCUACAAUAUUGACAACAUUGGCAUCAAAGCAAUGGUGAAGAAAACUGCAAAACAAACGGGACACACACUCCUUGAGGACUAUAAAAUAGUUGAUAAUUCUAAGGGGGAAAAUCAAAGAGGAGCAAGUGUAAGCAUGAAAGGGGAGAAAGAUGAGCAGACAGAGGACCUAGAGAAGAAUGGGGCAAAGAAGACAGACAAAUGACGGAAGUGCUGUGAAUUGCCUAUACCAAAGCCUUACAGAUGGAUGCAGUUUUGUUAGGCACGUGUGGAAUUCUGCACAGAUUAACCAGGAUUUUUAAAAUGUAUUCAUUCCUACAAAGUGACUAUUUCCAAAGCUCUUUAUAGCAUGUAUCCUACUUACAAGGCAAAGAAUCAGUAUUCUUGGAUCUCACCUUUAGAAAUAGUUACACUCUGAUUUUUUCCCUAAAUGUGGCUAAAAUAUUUUUGCAGUUAAAAUAAGAAUAAUAGAUGUGCUAUAUAAACCUUAUUAAACCUAAUGUUAAACUAUUUUUGUAUUUGCUGUCUUUUAGAAAGCAAAGUAGGAAAUUAUAUAUUUACAUAAAAUUUGGCGUUCCGUAAUCUUAGUUCUAUUUGUAUUGGGAAGAGUAACUUAAAAUUGUGUCCUCUUUUUGCACUAACUGUGGAUUUUUUUUUAGGUGCUUGUUGGAAUUUUCAGUGUAUAAGCUAAGCAAAAACUGUAAUCAUAAACUAAAAGAAUUAUAACAUUUAAAAGACUUUCAAAACAAAGAAUAGACUAAUCAUGAAAAAUAAAAUGUUCUAUAAAAUUAUGUUAGCUUAUCUCUUUGUUAGGAAAUAUGAUGGUCUUUUUGAUUUAAAAUGAAUACAAAUAGAUUUUUAAGUCUGGAUUUAGACUGUAAUAGAUUGAUCUAUUAGGAGCCUAGGAAAUUUGGGGGUAUGGUUGGUACUGUAUCUAAAUUCAAAGCAGCGUAAUCGGACAAAAAAGUAAUCACUUUUACCGUGUCUACUUCUGUUAAGUUUUUCAAAAGGCUAAAAUUUAAUACGAGCUCAAAUAUAAACAGUUGCAUUUAUGGAUGGUAAAUAAUUUUUAUUUUGGGAUUUUAGUUAUUGGAAUUUUAUAUAUUAAAAAGCCGAUAAAUUAAAUUAUUAGAAAGAUUUUAUUCAGUUAGGCUAAAAAAAUGUGAAGAUUUUAGGCUUAAACAAUGGUGGGUGGGCAGAACAGUGUCCACUUUGGCAGAAGACAGGAUAUUCACAGACCUAUAAGCUACAAAUAUGUAAGUAAAUAGCUAAUGGCAUUCUGUUUUUAUUUAGUGAUUUUAAAAGGCUGGUAUUGGUUUUCAUAGUAUAGUCUAAUACUUCUGAACCUCCAGUUGCUGUUCUAAUCUUUCUGAACUUCCAGUUGCUAUUCCGUUUAUUAGACUUUAUUUGAAACUAAAGAAUGCACUUUGUGAAUAAACUGUCUUUGAAUUACUUGGCCUCAGAUACAUUCACAGGUUUGUGUUUGAGAACUGAACAGGUUUGAACACAGAAUUGGUGGAGCUUUUCCCUAGGGCCAAGGAUAAUGUACUAGUUGUUAAAAUGGAAAUAAAACUGGAUUGGUAAAUA
This is a messenger RNA of Camelus dromedarius (Arabian camel), 3621 nucleotides long. RefSeq names its product spartin (gene SPART). Gene Ontology annotation, biological process: cell division; negative regulation of BMP signaling pathway. The coding region runs from base 236 to 2239 and encodes 667 amino acids. NCBI's taxonomy places the organism in Eukaryota, Metazoa, Chordata, Mammalia, Artiodactyla, Camelidae. The transcript is spliced from 10 exons. The record is from RefSeq and is a predicted model, not a curated record. Gene Ontology annotation, cellular component: plasma membrane.